UUUGUUUGUUUGACUGGUUUCAUUAGAACAACAAUACUUGUAUGAAUGUACUUAUUGUGUGUUGGCAUACACAUAUAAAAUAGCCUUUUGUACUUCUUGUUUCAUAUAUGUUAGUUUUCUUCUUGUCCCUUCUCACAGAAGAAAGGUUUCAAAAAGGAAGAUAUAUAGGCUCUUAUUACCAACUUUGGACAUCAUGUUUGAUAAAAGUUGGUUACAGUUCAACAGAGCCUCAGAUGAGUAUAAGCAAGGCGCUAAGAGUUUUGUAGAGAUAAUAGAGAAAGAGGCUAAUUAUCCAAAAAAAUUAUUGUGUCCCUGCAAAGUGUGUCGAAACUUAAGUCACCAAGAUGUUAGCAUUCUUUAUGAGCAUUUGAUCAUAAAUGGGAUCGAUCCAACUUACAAAAUAUGGUUUCAUCAUGGGGAAGAAGUAUCUAGAAGUGAUGAUAUUGACGAAAUGAAUCAUUUUGAUGCUUAUAAUGUGUUUAGUGCUACAAAUCUUGAUGACUAUGAUUUUGACGAACGUGUAGAAGGCCCUGAUGACAAUUUCACCAAAAAAUUAGAAGAUGCAGAAAUUCCAUUAUAUCCACAGUGCACAAAAUACACCAAGUUAUCUGCAAUUGUUGCUUUGUAUAAGCUUAAGAAUUCUAAUGGAUUGUCGGACAAAUGUUUUGAUGAAAUGCUAGGGCUUUUCCAUGAUAUGCUACCUUUUGAUAAUGUGCUCCUCAAGUCUAUGUACUCAGUGAGAAAAUUUCUUCGAGCAUUCGAGUUAGGAUACGAAAGGAUUCAUGCAUGUGUAAAUGAUUGUUGUUUAUUUAGAAAAGAUAAAGAGACGUUGGAAAAUUGUCCAACAUGUGGAACUUCUCGUUGGAUGUCAGACAAGCUUACUGGCAAGGUUCGGAAAGGUGUCCCUGCAAAAGUUUUGAGGACCGAAGCAACCUGGAAAUGACAUUGAUGUAUAUUUAGAACCACUCAUAGAGGACUUGAAUGUAUUAUGGAAUGAGGGAGUUGAAGUUCAUGAUGCUUUUGAUAACACAACUUUCAUGUUGAGAGCAAUUUUGAUGUGGACCAUCCAAGAUUUUCCAGCUUAUGGGAAUCUUGCUGGAUGUAAAACUAAGGGGUAUUGUAGUUGUCCUUUAUGUGGUAAAGAUACACAUUCAGAGUGGUUAAAACAUAGCUCAAAGUUUUCAUUUCGAGGCCAUCGAAAAUUUCUUCAAACAAACCAUCAAUUUCGAACUAAAAAAAGUUGGUUUGAUGGAAAAGAAGAGCUUGGAAGUGCACCAAGGAUAAUGAAUGGGAGUAAAAUUUUAGAGCA
Messenger RNA from Humulus lupulus (European hop), 1309 nucleotides. RefSeq lists its product as uncharacterized. The transcript is spliced from 3 exons. The record is from RefSeq and is a predicted model, not a curated record. Lineage: Eukaryota; Viridiplantae; Streptophyta; Magnoliopsida; Rosales; Cannabaceae. Bases 194 to 943 code for a protein of 249 amino acids.